Molecule: messenger RNA, 354 nt
Organism: Arabis nemorensis
Lineage: Eukaryota; Viridiplantae; Streptophyta; Magnoliopsida; Brassicales; Brassicaceae
Source: the annotation of a GenBank genome assembly
AUGUCUCUGAGGAUUAAAUUAGUGGUUGAUAAGUUUGUGGAAGAGCUUAAGCAAGCACUUGAUGCUGAUAUACAAGAUCGGAUUAUGAAAGAGAGGGAGAUGCAGAGUUAUAUCGAAGAACGAGAGCGCGAAGUCGCUGAACGAGAAGCCGCUUGGAAAGCCGAGCUAUCUCGUCGCGAGACGGAGAUCGCUAGACAGGAAGCGAGGUUGAAGAUGGAGAGGGAGAAUCUGGAGAAGGAGAAGAGUGUUCUCAUGGGGACUGCAUCGAACCAGGAUAAUCAAGAUGGAGCUUUGGAAAUUACUGUGAGUGGUGAGAAAUAUCGGUGUCUUAGAUUCUCUAAGGCCAAGAAAUGA